AUGGUCAAGAAGAGGGCAUCCAACGGUCGCAACAAGAACGGCCGCGGCCACGUUAAGCCCGUGCGCUGCUCCAACUGCGCCCGUUGCACUCCCAAGGACAAGGCUAUCAAGCGUUUCACCAUCCGCAACAUGGUUGAGUCCGCUGCCAUCCGUGAUAUCUCCGAUGCCUCCGUCUUCGCCGAGUACGCCGUUCCCAAGAUGUACCUGAAGCUUCAGUACUGCGUCUCGUGCGCCAUUCACGGCAAGAUCGUCCGUGUCCGCUCCCGCGAGGGCCGCCGCAACCGCGCUCCCCCUCCCCGUAUCCGCUACAACAAGGACGGCAAGAAGCUGACCCCUCCCCAGGCUGGCAAGGCCAACUAA
Molecule: messenger RNA, 360 nt
Organism: Penicillium maclennaniae
Lineage: Eukaryota; Fungi; Ascomycota; Eurotiomycetes; Eurotiales; Aspergillaceae
Product: 40S ribosomal protein eS26
Exons: 4
Coding region: 1-360 (119 amino acids)
Biological process (GO): translation
Cellular component (GO): cytosolic small ribosomal subunit; ribosome
Molecular function (GO): mRNA binding; structural constituent of ribosome
Source: RefSeq, a predicted model, not a curated record